Molecule: messenger RNA, 1249 nt
Organism: Drosophila navojoa
Lineage: Eukaryota; Metazoa; Arthropoda; Insecta; Diptera; Drosophilidae
Gene: Sps2
Product: Selenophosphate synthetase 2
Biological process (GO): L-selenocysteine biosynthetic process
Cellular component (GO): cytoplasm
Molecular function (GO): selenide, water dikinase activity; ATP binding
Source: RefSeq, a predicted model, not a curated record
ACUAAAUUUUGCAGUUAUGUUUUAGCACACUAUGUUUAAGCCAGAGGAUCACGGUCUCGAGGCCGAUUUUCGCCUUACCAUGUUUUCCACUCUGCGCGGGUGAGGAUGCAAAGUCCCCGAAGAGAAGCUUAAGCAAUAUCUCACGGGAACAGAAAUAGUUAGUAGUGCUCCUCAAAAUAAUAAUGACUAUAUUGGAUCUGGAAUGGAUUGCGCGGUUAUACCUCUAUCACGGCAUACGGACUAUUCGCUGGUACAGACUGUUGACUUCUUUUAUCCUCUAGUUGAUGAUCCCGAAAUAAUGGGCCUCAUAGCUUUUGCCAAUGUUUUAAGUGAUGUAUACGCUGUUGGUGUCACGGAUAUCGAUAAAAUCGAAAUGCUUAUUAGUGCGCCUUCAAAUCUGACAGAGAAGCAGCGAGAUAUUGUGGUUCCCCUGAUUGUCAAAGGCUUCCAGAGAGCAUCAAGCAACAGCGGCUGUUAUGGCAAUGUGACUAUAAAAAAUAUUAUUAUUAAUCCUUGGUGUAUUAUUGGAGGCAUAGCGACUGCCGUUUGUCUAAAGCAAGACAUUAUAUUACCGUCAAACGGUAAAGCUGGCGAUGUCCUGGUGCUAACGAAGCCACUUGGCACGCAGCUAGCAACGAGUGCGCAUAUUUGGCAGAAGGAGAAAAAUGAAAAGUAUGAAAAGUUGCUAACUGAAUAUACGAGCGACGAUAUCAGAGAAACGUUUGAAAUAGCAAUCAAAUCAAUGACAUAUCUCAAUCGCAAUGCUGCUUUGCUAAUGAAGAAGUACGAAGCGCAUGCUGCAACAGAUAUCACGGGCUUCGGUUUGCUGGGACAUGCCAAAAAUCUGGUUGAGUUUCAGAAGCAGUCGCUUCAAUUUGAAAUUCACAAAUUGCCCAUAAUUAAAAACGUUUUAAGGUUUGGCGAAUUAGUUGGACAAUGUACAAAACUAAAAGCAGGCAAAGCUGUUGAAACAUCUGGUGGAUUACUCAUUUGCCUAACCCCUGAAGCAGCUGAAGAAUUUUGCGUGGAGUUUGCAAAAUUGUCAAAUGGAGCACAAAAGGCUUUUGUUAUUGGCGAAGUUAAAGAAGCGGUUAAAUCUGUUGCAAAUUUGGCUGAAAAUGUUGAUCUCAUUGAGGUUUCACUUUAAAAAAGUUUAUUUUGUUUAACGGGUCAAACUGAGUGUUCAACUUAUGAUUAUUAUUUCGUAAAGGUUUUGGCUGGGAAAUAAUAUGAAUUGAUUUAUAUGUAA